Messenger RNA from Hevea brasiliensis (rubber tree), 1326 nucleotides. Its product is annotated as short chain aldehyde dehydrogenase 1-like. The record is from RefSeq and is a predicted model, not a curated record. The transcript has 2 exons. Lineage: Eukaryota; Viridiplantae; Streptophyta; Magnoliopsida; Malpighiales; Euphorbiaceae. Gene Ontology annotation, molecular function: oxidoreductase activity, acting on the CH-OH group of donors, NAD or NADP as acceptor. The coding region runs from base 89 to 925 and encodes 278 amino acids.
GAAAGACAUUAAUCUCAUCACAAUCAUUAUCAUUUCUUUGUUUUAACAGUGAAUAUAUAUAUAUAAUUUCCAUCAACUCCGCGAAAAGAUGAGUUCCAGCCAUUCAGCAACUUCCACCACUAGAAGGCUAGAAGGCAAGGUAGCAUUGAUAACCGGUGGCGCAAGUGGAAUUGGGGAGAGCACCGCCAGGCUAUUUGUCCAACAUGGAGCCAAGGUACUGAUUGCAGAUGUCCAAGAUGAGCUUGGACAUGCCCUCUGCCAAGAAUUUAGCUACCAAGAAACUUUCUCUUAUGUCCAUUGCGAUGUAACUAAUGAAUCAGAUGUCAAAAACGCUGUGGAUACAGCUGUCUCCAAGUAUGGAAAGCUCGAUAUCAUGUUCAACAAUGCUGGAAUUGGAGGCAAAGCAGAAUCGGGAAUAUUGACUUCCACUAAUGAAAAUUUUAAGAGGGUAUUUGAUGUGAAUGUGUUCGGUUCCUUCUUGGGCGCCAAGCAUGCUGCCAGAGUGAUGAUCCCAGCCAAGAAAGGGUGCAUACUCUUCACAUCUAGUGGGGCUUCAGUUUGUUAUAUGGAUACUGCAUCCAAUGCAUAUACAGCAUCAAAAAAUGCAGUAGUGGGGCUUGCCAAGAACUUAUGCGUGGAGUUGGGGCAAUAUGGGAUAAGGGUUAACAGUAUUUCACCAUUUGGUGUUGCAACCCCAUUGUUUACAAAAAGUCUGAAGUUGGGGAAGAAGGAGGCUGAAGAGUUAAUUUCGUCCACUGGGAAUUUGAAAGGGGUGGUUUUAGAACCAGAAGAUAUAGCAGAGGCAGCCUUGUAUCUAGCAAGUGACGAGUCCAAGUAUGUGAGUGGGAUCAACUUGGUGGUUGAUGGUGGCUACAGUCUUACCAAUCCCACCCUUCCGAAUGCACUCAAAAGUCUAUUUUCUUAAGAUGGCGUCUUAACCACGCAAUUUCGAUAAAGGGUUUUUUUUUUUCUUCAUAAUUAUUUCUGGACGCUGCUUCUCAAGUUGACUGUGAUAUUAUGCUUAUAAUAGUGACAUGAUAUUAUCAAUGAGUUUCAGGUCAACUCAAUUUGAUAUUAGAGUAUUUUUAAUAAAUAAACCCCUGUUGAUUUGUAUGUUUUUAUACUAAUUUAAUUUGUAUUCAGUAGACAAAAUCUUACCGAUUUAUAUGACUACAUAUAUAUAUAUACAUUUGGUUUAAAUAUAUAUUUUUUAUUUUAUUUUAUUUUAUUUUCAACUUUUUUGUAUAAUUUCUCCCUGUUGGAUGAUCCCUUUUCAAAGAAAAAACUGCAACUUUGAUGGAUGUGUCAGGAGAUCUAAAUUAAUUA